Messenger RNA from Lentinula edodes (shiitake mushroom), 1328 nucleotides. RefSeq lists its product as uncharacterized. The record is from RefSeq and is a predicted model, not a curated record. Gene Ontology annotation, cellular component: endoplasmic reticulum-Golgi intermediate compartment; extracellular exosome. Gene Ontology annotation, molecular function: calcium ion binding. NCBI's taxonomy places the organism in Eukaryota, Fungi, Basidiomycota, Agaricomycetes, Agaricales, Omphalotaceae. The transcript is spliced from 9 exons. Bases 29 to 1009 code for a protein of 326 amino acids.
UCUUUCUCAUCGCAGGCAGCGACGACGGAUGCAACCAUUUAGGAAAGCCAUGAGGGCCGUCAAUCCACUAUUCUUGUUCUAUCUCUUUUCAAUUGUAUUUGCACAUGGAGAGCAUAGAGGAGAAGGGCCUAAACCAGGCGAAACCAUUCAAGAAUAUGCUAAGAGACAUAUGUCGAGGGAGCACCACAUCGACGAGUUCGAUCUUCCAAGUUUCCACCAACUGCAUGAUCUCAAUAGAGACUCGUACUGGGAUAAGGACGAAAUUGAAGCAAUAUAUGGCGUCCAUCACAUAUACUCGCAAAAGCAAUCGAAGGAUGAUGUUGAACAUCAGAAGAAGGCUGAUCAUAUCUCCGGGGAGGUUCUACGGCUUCUUGACGUUAACAAGGACGGUAAAGUGUCCAUAGAAGAGUUUGAAACAGUCGGCUUGAACGGUUUGCCAAACUUCGAUCAUAUGGGCGCUGAGGGACAUCAUUACGAUGUGGAGAGCGAAUUUUUUCUGCACCACGAAGAGGAAUUCCAUUCAACACCCGAAACCCAAACUGAUGAGUCCUACAACCAUCCGGAGGACAUUGAACAUUUCGCCAUGCAUGAGGCGAUUGAGCAUAAAGAAGCUGAGAAGGAAGCUGUCUAUCAGGGUAUCACUGUCGAAGAAGCUCUGGCUGCCCAUGAACAAGCUGAGAAGUUAUAUGAGGAGAAGAUGGCUGCUGCUCAGGAAGAGGUUAUUCAACAGCAACAACAGGAACAGUUUAUCGGUGUCGAUCAUCCACAUGCUGAUCAGGUUCAACAAGACUCUGCAGAGGAACCCCCAAAUCCAAAAGUAACCCGUGUAACUCCUCCGGAAAAGCAAGACCCUGCAGUGAAGUUCCGAGACGCUAAAGCACAGGCAGAAGCGAAGGGUGCUUGGGGCGAUGGGAGUGAUGGGUAUUCACCCCCCAUCGACCCAGGUGACAAAAUGAGGAAAAAUCUACCGUACAAGUUCAAAUUCCGCCGGAAUUGGGGAGAUUUCUGAUCGUUUGAAGUUGGUGGAUAUGGUCAUGGAUAUCAGGGAUAUGCACGGUGUUUAUUGGGCCGUUUUUACCAGUGCGCAAUUUCUGGAAACCUGGGAUAUCGGUGUAUGCCCUUUUGGUUCGAUUAUCUUUAAUUCUUUCCCUUUCGAUGUUCUCUUCCUACUUGUAUGCUUUUUUCUGAGUUGUCGGCUUUGGAAUUCAAUUAUUGCCUUCAUCGGUGGUGAAUCAAACAUUGCAAAACUUUAACCACUCUCGUCGGCGUCGACAGACUUCGAUUUGGUAUUGCAUCUUUCGCUUCCGAAAGGGAAAGCGAGGGGAAGG